Molecule: messenger RNA, 1908 nt
Organism: Ceratotherium simum simum (southern white rhinoceros)
Lineage: Eukaryota; Metazoa; Chordata; Mammalia; Perissodactyla; Rhinocerotidae
Gene: CHST4
Product: carbohydrate sulfotransferase 4
Biological process (GO): carbohydrate metabolic process; N-acetylglucosamine metabolic process; protein sulfation
Cellular component (GO): Golgi membrane
Molecular function (GO): N-acetylglucosamine 6-O-sulfotransferase activity
Source: RefSeq, a predicted model, not a curated record
AGAAAGAGGAUGGAAGGCAGACACCAAAACAUCAGCCUAACAGCCCCUCUGCUUGUUCCUUAAAGGUUUUCCACUUCAGCACAAUGAUACUGCCCAAAAAAAUGAGGCCACUGCUAUUCUUGGUUUCCCAGAUGGCCAUCUUAGCUCUAUUCAUCCAUUUGUACAGCCACAACUUCAACUCCAUGUCUACGAAGGAGGAGCCCGAGCCCAAGCCCGUGCACGUGCUGGUCCUGUCUUCGUGGCGCUCUGGCUCUUCUUUUGUGGGCCAGAUUUUUGGGCAGCACCCGGAUGUCUUCUACCUGAUGGAGCCCGCCUGGCAUGUCUGGAUGACCUUCACACAAAGCACUGCCUGGAGGCUGCAUAUGGCAGUGCGGGAUCUGAUACGUGCCGUCUUUCUGUGUGACAUGAGUGUCUUUGAUGCCUACAUGAAACCUGGUCCCCGAAAUCAGUCCAGUCUCUUUCAGUGGGAGGGCAGCCGGGCCUUGUGUACCCCACCUGCCUGCAACAUCUUCCCACGGGAUAAGAUCACCUCCCAGGCUCACUGCAGGCUUCUGUGCAAUCGACAGCCCUUUGAGGUGGUGGAGAAGGCCUGCCGCUCCUACCGCCACGUGGUGCUCAAGGAGGUGCGCUUCUUCAACCUGCAGGUGCUCUACCCGCUGCUGAGAGACCCCUCCCUCAAUCUGCACAUCGUGCACCUGGUCCGAGAUCCCCGGGCGGUGUUCCGUUCCCGAGAACGCACCACAGGGGAACUCAUGACUGACAGCCACAUUGUGAUGGGCCAGUAUUGGCAGAAACUCAAGAAAGAGGACCAACCCUACGGGGUGAUGCAGGUGAUCUGCAAAAGCCAGCUGGAGAUCUACAAGGCUGCGCAGUCCUUGCCCGAAGCCCUGAAGCAGCGCUACCUGCUCAUGCGCUACGAGGACCUGGUCCGGGACCCCCUGGCCCAGACUGCCCGAAUGUAUGAAUAUGUGGGGUUGAAAUUCUUGCCCCAACUCCAGACCUGGGUACACAACAUCACUCGAGGCAAGGGCAUGGGUACUCACGCCUUCCACACAAAUGCCAGGAAUGCCCUCGACGUCUCCCAGGCCUGGCGCUGGUCCUUGCCUUAUGAAAAGGUCUUCCGACUUCAGCAAGUCUGCAGUGAUACCAUGAAUUUGCUGGGCUACCGCCUUGUCAGAUCUGAGCAAGAGCAGAGAAACCUGUCGCUGGAUCUUCUGUCUACCUGGACCCCCUCCCAGCAAGUCUACCAAGAGGGCUGAGGAGGCUCUGUUCCUACCUGGCACCAGCCUCAGCCACGUUGACUGAAGGCUGCUUCUGAGCCUUAAUUAUGACUCUUUUGGUGUACAUGUGAGUAUGAGCAGUGCCCACACAUGCUCAGCCGAGAAAUCUUUGUGUCUCUACUUACGUCUAGGAAAGAGAUUCAGAAACCUUACAUGAGCGGCACAUUCCACCACUGAAAGCCACUUCUUGGCUUUCCUAUCUAUGUAUACCUCGGAGACUUCAUGGCCUGGGGUCCUGUUUGGCACCAUGCAGUAUCAAUGGAGUAAAUCCAUAAACUUCUCUGUUCUCAUCUUGCCCAAUGGGAAAGGGGUGAGACAGGAAAAACCAGGGAAAUGGGACUUCCACCAAAGAGCUCGGCAACACUUUCCACAGGGGUAUGAACUCUGAGCCCUUGGACUCCCAGUGGAUUCAAAAAGGGAAUGGGGAACAGGGAUGGAUGCUUACCCGUGAGCGUGGCCAUCACAGCUAUCAGUUAUCACAAAUACGAAAUAAAAUCUCUGCACAACAGAGCAAGCUCUUAAGUUCAUGGGGGGCUGGGCCCGAUUUGGAUGUCAUUUCCCCUCAGUGUUUUCCCAUCACAGAGGAUUUUGACCUGUGAAGCUGUCAUCCGUUAACACUAAAAUUUCA